AUGAGUGAACCAACAGUCAACUUUAGUGUCCAAACGCGGCAGGUCCAGUUUGCGGUGCCUUCAGAGUUGAUCAAGAAGAAUUUCAAGACGAUCCAGAAACUUGUGGAGAAGCUGAGGAAACAGGUGACUGAAGAGAUAAGUGCCAUCAAGAAGAAUCCAGGUUUGACCAAAGAGCAAAAGCUUGCUACGGUUCGGAAACUAAUAAGGAACUUUGAGACCUACCAGAAGAAACUCAAACUGGCUAUCCAAACGGACGAGGACUAUAGAGAGCGCUUGACCACCCGAGCUAAGCAUUUGAGCGAAUUGAAGAACUUUACGCUUGAUAACCAUUCUUCAGGAAACGAGGAUAAGCAUAUUGAUGAAGAUGAUAAACUACUUGACUUGCAUAGCGAAAAGCUCAUAAAUUGGUACAGAGGAGAGACAAACCUCUUGAUCAUUGAUUACUUAUUGAAGUCCAAUACUAGAAAGGAUAAGAAUUUGGGCAGCGAGCUUAUGAAAAGCUUGGCUCCGACAUUUGAAUAUGAUAUUACGAAAUUGGUUGACCAUGACGUCUAUGAGAGCUUUAACAAGGUCUUCUUGUCAAUCAAUAUAGAUCAUGAUUUGGACCUAAUCGCUGCUUGGUACAACGACAACAAGAAUGCAUUAAAGAAAUUGAGCUCCAAUCUUCAGUUUGAAAUCCACUAUUGCAAGUACUUGUCAAUGAUCGAAAGCGGACAAGCACCUGAGGCAAUCUCCUACUGUAAGGCAUACCUUGCGCCAUAUGGAAACAUCAAGAACUACCUGGAAGAUGACCUAAUCAACUUUGAAAAGAAUCAUAAACGUUUAACAGAGGUGGGUGCUCCACUCGUCUACGUUUCGAUGUGCCUUGACUCCUUCCUGGGCGCCUCGUAUGAACCCGACCGGGAGUUGUCAGCAAGAUACGCAAAGUACAACGCAGUAAUGUCUGAAGAGCGCUGGCGAGGUUUAUCGAAAUGUUUUACAGAGGACUUCACGAAGAUCUACGGCAUCCCUAAGACUUAUCCUUUGUUGGUUCUUUUAUCGGCUGGUCUCUCAAGUCUCAAGACCAAAUCAUGUUAUUGCAAUGACGAAAACACAAUUUUCAAAACGCACAAACAAGAGGUACUAGAAGUAAGCAGCUGGCGUGACUUAUCACUUCGAGGACCUAACUACUACUACAAGCUUUUAAAGAAGAUCAACCAAUGUCCGGUUUGUUCACCUGAGCUAUUCCAUCUAAGUCUGAACCUUCCAUAUGCACAGUUACUUACAAGCAUUUUGAACAACCCAUUCAAGCUCCCUAAUGGUAAUAUCUAUCCGUUUGAAAAGUUGCUCAGUCCAUCCAAGAAGAUGGUAGCGAUGACCGGUACACUUGCACUAGAUAUUCCUGAUUGA
This is a messenger RNA of Candidozyma haemuli, 1389 nucleotides long. RefSeq names its product glucose-induced degradation complex subunit. Gene Ontology annotation, molecular function: ubiquitin protein ligase activity. The coding region runs from base 1 to 1389 and encodes 462 amino acids. Lineage: Eukaryota; Fungi; Ascomycota; Pichiomycetes; Serinales; Metschnikowiaceae. Gene Ontology annotation, cellular component: GID complex; cytoplasm; nucleus. The transcript has 2 exons. The record is from RefSeq and is a predicted model, not a curated record. Gene Ontology annotation, biological process: proteasome-mediated ubiquitin-dependent protein catabolic process.